CGGUUUUCCUCCGCGUCAGCAGGAGGCGUGUCGAUCGGGUACUGCRAGCUGUAUUAUUGGUUUGCCAACGGAGUCCUUCCGCUUUGACUGUAGCCGAGCUGUCACCGCUGGAGGAUGAACAACCAGAAAUGUAGCACUUUAUUCCUGAAACUAAAGGGACGGAGGAGGAUUAUACGAUGUAUUUAUGUGGUGGGCUUCAUGGACUUGUUUGGGGUGAGCAUGAUCAUCCCUUUGCUCAGCCAUCAUGUGAAGGCUCUUGGAGCAAGUCCCACUGUGGCUGGUAUUGUAGGGUCUACAUAUGGGAUCCUGCAGCUUUUCUCAAGCACAGUAGUUGGCAGCUGGAGUGACGUGGUCGGACGGCGGUACUCUCUGCUGACAUGUCUGCUGCUCAGCGCUCUGGGCUAUGGCCUCCUUGGGAUGUCUACGAGCAUCACUUURUUUAUCCUCGCACGGAUACCUGUGGGGCUGUUCAAGCACUCCCUGUCCAUCUGCAGAGCCUUGCUGUCUGACCUGGUGUUAGAAUCUGAGCGCCCCCUGGUGAUGGGACACUUUAAUGCAGCUUCCAGUGUGGGCUUUAUACUUGGUCCUGUGGUGGGUGGAUACUUCACAGAGCAAGAAGGAGGCUUUUACGUGUCCUCCUUUACUUGUGCUGCAAUCUUUCUUAUUAAUGCUGGGUUGGUGUGGAUGCUACCCUGGACCGAAACACUUGCUGACCGUAAUGCAACAAAUCACAGCAACAACACAAGUAAAGGAUGUCAUGACGAAUACUGCAGCAAGUCAGUGCAGAAUGGUUCUCAUGCAAAGAGCCAGAAAGAAAAGACUGAAGCAGCUUCCAGAUCUUCUUGGAAGCAUCGUCUCAGGUGGAGAGUGGUGCCUCUGCUCCAGCCUGCCUGGGGACAGCUUUCCUCGGUGAGCUCCAGGAUCCACAUGGUGGCCUCAUCGGACAUGUGGGACCUCUUCCUUGUGCGUCUCCUGAUGGCCGUAGCCAUCAUGCUCUACUACAGUAACUUCGCUCUGGCCAUGGAGGAGCGUUUCUCCCUCAAACCAAAAGUGACAGGUUAUCUGAUCAGCUACAGCAGCACCUUGGGGGCCCUGGCUGGGUUCCUGGUGGGGCCCGUCACCCAGCUCUAUAAAAACAUGGCCGCCCUGUUGCUUCAUUCCACAGUGCUCACCUGCUCCCUUAUUUUCCUCUACGCUGCCGCUCCGAGCGUCUGGCAGGUGCUGCUCACCUCCACCUUCUUUGCCAUUUCCACCACUAUCGGGCGGACGUGCAUCACAGACCUGGAGCUGCAGAGGGGAGGGGUCCACGCCAGCGGGACUCUGAUCGGAGCCGGGCAGUCGGUCACAGCUGUGGGUCGGGUUCUGGCCCCGCUCCUCUCAGGUCUGAGCCAGGAGUUCAGCCCCUGCGGUCCUCCCAGUCUGGGAGUGGUGCUCGCUCUGGCAGCCGUGGCUCUGCUCCUCGUCAGGAUUCCCAAAUGGGACAAAAGAGGAGCGACAAAAGCAGACAAGCUCUGAGAACUCACACCAGGAAAUGAACGCAAACCACUCAGAGAAGUGCUUUUAUUCACAGGACUCAGCUGUGAUGAACAGUGGAACCAGUGUCUCACUCAAGCAUGUUGAUUGGAACGUGAACUCCUUCUCUCAGAUGUGAAGACACGACUCUGGUGAAAACAGUUUGUCACUAACAGUUUUCAGAGGGAGCAGAGUGGAAAUGAUUUGCAGCGUUUGUGAUUAAAAGGCUGCAAAGUUGAUUGUGGUUCCAAAGUUUCACAGGACAGAAACUUAGAGGCUUCAUUUUUGCACUGUUACUGCAUCAGUUUUUAAAUGAUGUGUCUCUACUACAUAAUUUAAAUUCCAAGAGUUUAUUGAUAAAUCUGUUGAAAAGAGCAACAGAUUCAUCAAAAUGCUAGAAUAAAAUGAUAAUUUAGCUUGAUUUUACACUUUUUAUUCCACUUUUCUAAAGCACUACAUAAAAAUGGUUCCUGUCGUGGUAAAUGAGUGAAUUUGAUUAUUUAUCUGAAAAUGUGUUCAAAUGUAACCAGAAGUCAUUUGGUAAUUUUUUUUAUGUUUUUAAUAAAUUGUUUCUGAGCACUUG
Austrofundulus limnaeus is the source of this 2095-nucleotide messenger RNA. RefSeq names its product major facilitator superfamily domain containing 9 (gene slc67a2). The transcript has 6 exons. The record is from RefSeq and is a predicted model, not a curated record. Gene Ontology annotation, molecular function: transmembrane transporter activity. NCBI's taxonomy places the organism in Eukaryota, Metazoa, Chordata, Actinopteri, Cyprinodontiformes, Rivulidae. The coding region runs from base 115 to 1515 and encodes 466 amino acids. Gene Ontology annotation, biological process: transmembrane transport.